This is a messenger RNA of Anneissia japonica, 1434 nucleotides long. RefSeq names its product eukaryotic translation initiation factor 2 subunit 2-like. Bases 141 to 1121 code for a protein of 326 amino acids. Gene Ontology annotation, cellular component: eukaryotic translation initiation factor 2 complex. Lineage: Eukaryota; Metazoa; Echinodermata; Crinoidea; Comatulida; Comatulidae. Gene Ontology annotation, biological process: translational initiation; formation of cytoplasmic translation initiation complex; formation of translation preinitiation complex. The transcript is spliced from 8 exons. Gene Ontology annotation, molecular function: translation initiation factor activity; translation initiation factor binding; mRNA binding. The record is from RefSeq and is a predicted model, not a curated record.
GGCUAAGACCAUAGCCACAUAUCGUCGGGUGUUGGAAUGGAUUUGCAACACGCUGGAAUGAAAUAUUGCGAUUUAUGAUAGAAUUUUAACAUUUUUACAGGUUAUUUCGUAAAAUAGUUUGCUUCACAAAAUAUUGAAUCAUGGCAGAAGAUGAAGCGAUAUUCGACCCAACUUUGUUGAAGAAAAAAAAGAAAAAGAAGAAGUCCCCAUUCGAUUUGGAUGCCGCUUUGGAGGGUGAAUCAACACCCAGUGAGCCAACACCAGCUGUUGCCCAGGAAACUGUUGAUCCAGCACCUGAAGAAAUUGUUCCAGAAAAGAAAGAGGAUGACCUAGAGUUAGACAUGGAAGAACUGUCACUGAAGAAAAAGAAGAAGAAAAAGAAGAAAACUGUUAUAAUGGACGAUGUUGGCGAUACAAUUGAGGAGAUGGAAGGAAACAAAGAGAAUGCUCCAGAUGCAUCUUCGGAGGCCCCAGCAGCUGAUGAUGACACUGUAAAUAUGGAAUUCACCGGAAAGAAGAAAAGGAGAAAAAAGAAAGAUGGAAAAGAUCAUUCAGAACCAAGUAUCAUAGACACAACAGGUGGUGAUAAUAUUAGCAAGGAUACAAGUGGAACAGCAUGGGCAGGGACGGAAAGAGAUUACACAUAUGAAGAGUUAUUGACCCGUGCUUUUGACAUAAUGAGGGCCAAGAACCCAGACAUGGCAACGGGGGAGAAGAAGCGAUUCGUCAUGAGGCCACCACAAGUGGUUAGAGUUGGUACAAAGAAAACUUCAUUCGUCAAUUUCUCAGACAUGUGCAAAAUGCUUCACCGACCCCCUGAACAUUUAUUAGCCUUCUUGUUAGCCGAGUUGGGAACAAGUGGCUCGAUUGACGGACACAAUCAACUUAUCAUCAAAGGACGAUUCCAGCAAAAACAGAUUGAAAAUGUGCUUCGGAGAUAUAUAAAGGAAUAUGUAACGUGUCAUACCUGUCGUUCAUCAGAUACAUUUCUUCAUAAAGAAAAUCGUUUAUUCUUUUUGCAAUGUGAAAGAUGCCAGUCACGCUGUUCCGUACAGAGCAUCAAAUCCGGUUUCCAAGCCGUUACAGGCAAACGUGCUCAGCUCCGUGCGAAAGCAAAUUAAACAAGCUAACAGACCAUUCUCAGAUGUCAUCAAGAUCGCUUCUUUUCUCUAUAUUUUAAUCAAUUUCAAUUUUUGGUGGGCGAACAUAAUGGGACUUUUUAAAACUUCUUUUAUUGGAUGAAGGUUGGAUGGCCAUCAUUCAAUUCCACUCUGUGUCAGUAAACAGGUCAUUUUGACCAAAUUCCAGAAGAAUGAAUAGAGCAAUUCACUAUUACUGCUAGGGUAUGCUAAAAUCUCUGGAGGAAGUCAACAAUAUCUGAUAAUCUCAUGUAGUGCUUACCAAUAAACUAAAUUUUGAUGGAAAUGAAGCCAA